AUGUCACUUACGAAUGAGUCCAUUUGGGCUGCUAGCCCGUCCACCACUCGCGGACAGCCCACCCAGCUUUCCUCCGAUGCCAAAGGCGAGCGAUUGGCUUAUGCAUCCAACAAAUCCAUCUUCUUGCGCUCAAUCGACGACCCCGCAGUCGCCAAACAGUAUACCGAACACAAGGCCCAGACAACUGUCGCGCGGUUCUCCCCCUCUGGCUUCUACGUCGCAAGUGGUGAUGCUGCGGGAAUCGUGAGAGUGUGGGACUGCGUUGGUGACGGAAUCACCAAGGGCGAGUACAGCAUUGUCAACGGCCGGAUCAACGACUUGGCCUGGGACGGCGACUCCCAGCGCAUUAUUGCCGUCGGUGACGGCAAGCAGCGAUAUGGACACUGCAUCACCUGGGACAGUGGAAACACCGUUGGUGAGAUCACCGGCCACACGCAGCAGCUCAACACCGUGUCCAUCAGGCAGCAACGACCUCUGCGUGCUGCUACCGCAGGUGACGACCGGAAGACGGUGUUCUACCACGGCGCACCUUUCAAGUUCAACAACGGAAUUGCGGACAAGCAUUCCAAUUACAUUUACGGAGUUGGCUUUAGCCCAGACGGAUCACACCUGGUUAGCGUGGGUGCAGACCGCAAGAUUUGGCUCUACGAUGGCAAGUCGGGAGAGACCAAGGGCCAGAUUGGCGAAGGGGAGCACAAUGGCAGCAUCUUCGGAGUGUCUUGGGCCAAGGACUCCCGGAAGUUUGUUACUGCAAGUGCUGACCGGACUGUCAAGAUCUGGGACGUGGAGGCUGGUAAAGCCACGCAGACCUGGACUUUGGGAGAGGAAGGCGCCAUGGCUGUUCGCGACCAUCAAGUUGGCGUGGUCUGGCCCCACGGUAGAAGUGAUGAUCUUCUCAUCAGUUUGUCCUUGAGUGGAGACCUGAACUAUCUGGUAGAGGGCACCCCCAAACCCCGACAAGUCAUCUCGGGCCACCAGAAGAGCAUCACCUCGCUGAACCAGACCACCGUUGACAACAAGGAAACUCUUUGGACUGGAAGCUUUGACGGACGGGUCUGCAACUGGGACGUGGCCACGGGCACCGCUGAAGAGAUUGAAGGAGACGCCCACCCCGGCUACGUCGCUGGGCUUGCGGCGACACCAGAGGGAUCGGGCAGAAUUUACAGUGUCGGCUGGGACGACACCCUCCGCUCCAUUGAUGCCUCCGCCAAGACCUACACCGGCAGCGCCGCGAAGCUCAACGGACAACCCAAGGGUGUUGCGGCCGGCGACACCACGGUGUUGAUCGGCGAGUCUGAAAGCGUCGAGAUCUUCCAGGAUGGUCAGAAGACUGGAGAGUUCAAGACUGACUUUGCAGCCACCACCGUGGCUGCCCACGGUACUAUGGCAGCCGUUGGAGGCGAGAACGGAUCCGUUCAGAUCUGCGCCAUCUCUAGCUCUCGACUGUCUCCGCGGGCGGACAUCAAUGCCUCUCGCAACCCCAUUUCUUCUCUUGCAUUCUCCCCCGACGCGUCUCAUCUGGCUGUCGGUGACUUGCGAGGACGUGUCCUUGUGUUCAAGGUCUCGGAUGGCAGCUUGGUGACAGACCGCUGGACGGCACACACGGCGCGCAUCACAUCUCUUUCUUGGAAUGCAGCCGGAUCUCACGUUGUGAGUGGAUCGCUCGAUACAAACAUCUUUGUUUGGAGCUUAGCAAAGCCAGGAGACUGGAUUGAGCUGCAAAAUGCCCACAAGGAGGGAGUCCAUGGUGUCGGAUGGGUUGCAGGAAGCUCCAAGAUCAUCUCAGCUGGAGCCGAUGCAGCGGUGAAGGUCUGGAAGGUCGAAGGGCUGCAAUAG
Messenger RNA from Penicillium brevicompactum, 1836 nucleotides. Its product is annotated as WD40 repeat domain-containing protein. Gene Ontology annotation, molecular function: actin filament binding. The record is from RefSeq and is a predicted model, not a curated record. Gene Ontology annotation, biological process: positive regulation of actin filament depolymerization; actin filament depolymerization. The transcript has 3 exons. The coding region runs from base 1 to 1836 and encodes 611 amino acids. Lineage: Eukaryota; Fungi; Ascomycota; Eurotiomycetes; Eurotiales; Aspergillaceae. Gene Ontology annotation, cellular component: cortical actin cytoskeleton.